AUGCAUACCAUUGUGCAGCCAAAUGAAUGGGUGGCUGUAAAGCUCCCCAAUGAGAGCAUCCGGAUCAUCCAAGUCAUCCCCAAUACCACCAUCUCGCUUGGCAAAUACGGCUCCUUUCCAAGCAACCUCAUCAUCGAGCGGCCAUACCACCUCACAUACGAAGUCCAGGACAGACGCGACGACGAGAACUUUAACAGGUUGCGCGUCGUACCGGCCUCGGAGCUUCACGCAGACGUCAUUGCCGAAGAGAACGGCGAAAAGGCAGUGCCCGAUGAGUCGGCGGAAGGCGAUGCCAACGCCGACAAUGACGCCAGUGCCCCUACGUCGGCCAACGUGGUCGCCGUCGAAGAUGGCGCCGACUUUACCCUCGUUGACAAGGCCAGCGGCACCGUCAUCGCCCGCGAGGGCCGCGACAAGAUCGAGGCCGAGGCGCGGCAGCUCCUGACGCAGCAGGAGAUCGAGACGCUGAAGAAGCGCGACACGGACGGCGGACGAGACAUUAUUGCGAAGCUCUUGCUGUCGCACACGAGCCUCGAUGAGAAGACGGCCUUUUCUCUGGCCAAAUACAAGAUUCUCAAGAACAAGAAGUAUCUGAGGAGGUUCUCGGUGCAGCCUCUCUAUGCUUCGACACUGGGCCAGUUCGUCCUCGAAGAAAAGGAACCGAGCAAAAUCAUGGAAAUGAGGCACGAGGCCUUGGCGCUGCUCGGAUGCUGGGGCCAUGUCCACUAUGGCGGCGAGGAGAUUGAGGGCACUCCCAAGGUUGUCGCCAACAACGGCAAGCCCGUGGUCGAGGCGUCACAGCUGGGCGGCCGCUGGUUGGUCGUCGACGACACGGGAGGUCUGGUGGUGGCGUCCGUCGCCGAGAGGAUGGGCAUACUUCACCAAGAUCUCUCCCAGCACAAUGUCGGGAACGGCCUGCCCAUCCGGGCGACGACAACCCAAGAUGCGCCUCAGAGCGAUGCGGCCGACGCUACACCGGCCGAACUCACGCCAGCCGACACGCCAGCGGUGAGCACGCCAGCCGACGACGCGCCCUCAAAUCCGGCGACUGCCCCUGCCAACGGGACAUCGUACCCGACGAGAACAUACCGCGACGACUUUGAGAUUGACCUCGCCUCCUCCAACACCAUCACCCUGCUCCACUCAGCCAACCAGCCGAACCUCGCGCUCCUCAAGUACUGGAACUGCGACAUGGCCAACCCCACGCCCACGACGUCCUCCCACCCCCUGUUCAACCGCCUCUUCCCCCUCUCCUGGCUCCAGCUGAUCGAGCCCGAGUCGGACACGACGUACGCGAGCUUCACAGACGACAUUCCGGAAGAAACGCUGAGCGGCUUCAAGGCGAGCCGCCGCGGCAACUACCACCGCAAGCGCCGCCGAUGGGCCCGCACGCGCUUCAUCGUCGACCAGGCACGGGCCGGCGGCUUCUCCGGGCUCGUCGUCGCGUCGACCAUGGACCCCAUCUCCGUCGUCCGCGCCGCCCUGCCGCUCCUCGCCGGCGGCGCCCCCAUCUCCAUCUACUCGCCCACCAUCGAGCCCCUCACCCAGCUGGCCGACUGCUUCAGCAAGGCCCGCCGCGCCGCGUGGUCCAGCAACCCGCCGACAGACGACGACGGCGCGCCGCUGCCGGACCUGGAGAACUGGCCCGGGUCGGACGACUUUCCCAUCAACCCGUCGCUGCUCAUCGGGCCCAAUGUGCAGACGAGCCGGGCGAAACGCUGGCAGGUGCUCCCGGGGAGGACGCACCCGUUGAUGAUGGGACGCGGCAGCGCCGAGGGUUUCCUGUUCACGGGGUCCAAGGCCGUGCCCGCGGAGGGCAAGAUCGAAGCCCGCGGCAAGACCAAGCGGCGCAAGGUCGAGGCAUAG
Messenger RNA from Verticillium dahliae VdLs.17, 1866 nucleotides. Its product is annotated as GCD10 protein. The record is from RefSeq and is a predicted model, not a curated record. Gene Ontology annotation, cellular component: tRNA (m1A) methyltransferase complex; nucleus. Bases 1 to 1866 code for a protein of 621 amino acids. Gene Ontology annotation, biological process: tRNA methylation. The transcript is spliced from 2 exons. NCBI's taxonomy places the organism in Eukaryota, Fungi, Ascomycota, Sordariomycetes, Glomerellales, Plectosphaerellaceae.